Messenger RNA from Racocetra persica, 423 nucleotides. NCBI's taxonomy places the organism in Eukaryota, Fungi, Glomeromycota, Glomeromycetes, Diversisporales, Gigasporaceae. The record is from the annotation of a GenBank genome assembly.
AUGGAUGACGUUAAGCCAUGUGGAGAAAUCGGUUCCGACGAUUCUACGGCAAUGUUAGAUAGUUUAGGUGGUGCUUCAAGAAAAAUUGCUAUAUGUAUUCAAAAUUCUUCACAAUAUAUUUUUGAAGGACCACAAUAUUACAUUGCUUCAGGAGAUGAACCUCGUAAACCGCCGCCUACAAGAAUAGAAACAAACAAAGGUUUUAUUUGGGGUCUUACCUCUAACAAGGUUGGAGAUCCAAUUAGAGGAGUCUUGGUGUACAAAAUAAAAGGUGAACGAAAAGUUCUCGCCUUUUUGUGGAAAGUUACCGCAUAUCAAAAUGAGUAUCAGAACUCAUGGGCUAUUAAUGUAUUGGAUAUGUUUAGAGAUCCUACUCCAGAUAAUAUUAUAAAUACUUCAUUUAAUCUAAGCUCUAUAUCUUAA